UUGAGAGGGGGCACUCGCGCCGCCGGAAGCUGCCGUACGGUUUUCGGCGCCUGGUCGGUGGCUGGAUCACCAGGAGCAGCCAUGGAGCAGCAGGAUCCGGGCACCACUUUUGACGACGGCAUGGACUCAUUCGUGGAAAAGUUCCAGAGUCAGCCUUACCGUGGCGGCUUCCACGAGAGCCAGUGGGAGGAGGAAUUUGAAAAGAUUCCUCUGUUUAUGAAGAACUCACCAUCAGAAAUUGAUCCCCUGGAGAAUCCUGACUUGGCCUGCCUGCAGUCAAUUAUUUUUGAUGAAGAACGAUCUCCAGAAGAUCAGGCCAGGACUUACAAAGACGAGGGCAAUGAUUACUUUAAAGAAAAAGACUACAAGAAAGCUGUUAUUUCAUACACUGAAGGAUUAAAGAAGAAAUGUGCAGACCCUGAUUUGAAUGCUAUUCUUUAUACCAAUCGGGCAGCAGCACAAUACUAUCUAGGUAAUUUUCGUUCUUCUCUCAAUGAUGUGAUGGCUGCCAGAAAGCUAAAACCCUGCCACCUCAAAGCAAUAAUAAGAGGUGCCUCUUGCCAUUUGGAGCUGAAAAACUAUGUCGAGGCUGUGAACUGGUGUGAUGAGGGGCUGCAGAUAGAUGCCACAGAGAAGAAGCUUCUGGACCUGAGGGCUAAAGCAGACAAGUUGAAGCGAACUGAACAGAGGGAUAUAAGGAAAGCAAAGCUGAAAGAAAAGAAGAAGCAGGAUCAGAAUGAGGCUUUACUCCAGGCCAUCAAGGCUAGGAACAUCAAGCUAGUUGCUGAAGCUGCUGGAGAGGAUGAAGACUCAGCCUCAGAAGGUCUCAGUGAGCUCGUCCUGUAUGGGCUCAGCUCUGAGAACCCCUGUGGAGCCAGGCUGAGUGUGGAUGACCAGGGAAGACUGAGCUGGCCUGUGCUUUUUCUGUACCCAGAGUAUGCCCAGUCGGACUUGGUCUCUGCUUUUCACGAGGAUUCCAGGUUUAUUGAUCAUCUAAUGGUGAUGUUUGGUGAAACACCCUCUUGGGAUUUAGAGCAAAAAUACUGCCCUGAUAAUUUAGAGGUCUACUUUGAGGAUGAGGACAGGGAGGAGCUGUACUGCGUGCCUCCUAGUAGCACCCUGCUGCAGGUGCUGCAGCACCAAAGGUACUUUGUAAAAGCCCUGACACCAACAUUUUUGGUCUGUGUAGGAUCCUCUGGUUUUUGUAGGAAUUAUCUCCGGGGUAAAAAGGUGCACCAGGUAAAGUGACUGGGCCAUGCUGUGGGAGCCAGGCUCCCUGGGCCUCCUCCCUCCCCCACCUCAGCCUGGAGUUAAGCAUACUUGAAUCAGCAAGAUCUACUCUUCGAACCCAGCACUUUAUUCCUGUCACCCCAGGGGCAGGCCUUCCCUGCAUCAUGGUUGGGGAGGAGCUGCUGCCUUCUUGAACUUCAGCCUCUCGGGUCAGACCGCCGAGCUCUAGCAGGCCUUCACUUUGCUCUCUUGCUGCUGAGCUCUGUGCCUUGCUUAUGACCUGCUUGGACUCACUGUGAGUUGUGUUAACACCACCCUCCAGCUCUGACCUGAAGACUCAUGAUCCAAGGACAUGGUUCUGCAGCUGUGUGCCUCACACUGCACACAUACACAGCCACACAUGUGACUGUAAGGUGUUAAUCCCGAGAAGUCCUUCAUGAACACAGAGGCCUGCUCUGUUGGGAUCCUGUAGAUGCCUUGGGGUGAGAUGGGGCCAGGGAAGCCAGGUCCUAAUUCUCCAUCUUUUAUGAAGAGUUGCAAAUUGAGGCUCCUCUAGAACCCCUAAAAAGUUUGCCAUGUUUCCUGACCUUUGCAGUAUGGAGACCUGUGACAUACUUAGACAGUAUAUCAGUUUUCAUAUUUAGAAUUUUAUGCCUCUUAAUCUGGAAAAUCUUUUUGCACGUUGAGUCACUGUCAUCUGUUGUAUUUUUGUCUACAGCUAUUUGCUUCCUCCUUCCUAGAGGAUUUUAUAUGUCCUGUCCUUGCAUUGCCCACCCUUUCCCCCAGUGAGGAGGGUGCGUCCCUUCUCCUGAUGCAAAGGGAUGUGAGUGGACUUGUUCAGGCAGAGCUUGCAGGGUAUGGUGCGGUGGAUCAUGCUCUUCCCUCUGCCUGGGAAUGUAUUUCCCAGGGUGGGGCUGUUCCUUCAGCUGGAUGCUAAAACACGUGGAGCAGAGCUGAAGCAGCUGGCCUGCAGCCAUUGACUGUGACAUGAAUGAGAAAUAAAUAUUUGUUGUUGUAGUAAUAAUAAGCACUGAGAUUUGGGAGUUGUUUGUUACUAUAGCAAAGCUACCUAAUACAUCAUUAAACUGAAACCAGCUGCUCUACUUAAGAUCAACUAACUUAGGGUUUUCUGCUGUGCGUGCUGUCAUCUAUGAAUGGCAGUUUGCUGUGGAAUGUUUACAAAGAACCAGGCAGCUUUCCUUCCAGGUGCAGGUCCCUGCUUGUGGCUAUAGAGCCAAAGUCCAGCGUCCAUCAUGAGCCUGGCUUAGGCCACACAGGCCAUCCUCUCUCAUUUCCCAGCUGGAUUCUGUGCCCUUCCAGACAACAAGGCCUGUCCCAGCUUUGCCCCACUGCAGUGGCUAUGGUGAUGGGCAGCCAGGGUGAGCACAGGAGUGUGGGGCAAGGGUCCUGAGCACUCCCCUUCCAUAGGGGUGGGACCUGCAGGGUUCAGGACAGGUGGCCCUCUUGUGAAGUGGAUGGGUAUAGUGGGGCCUGUGGGCCUUGCCCUCACCUGGUGCCUCUGUGGCCACUUGCCCAUGCCUCGGAUUCUAGCAGAGCCAAAUCAGAGCUCCCCACAAGGACUUAACCCUCCUCCACCUCAUCUUACAGAUGAGGAAACAGGCUCAGAGGAAGGACAAGGGCAAGGCUGAGGGGUGAGGAGCCAGCAUCUUUGGCAUCCCCAACUUGAGGCGGGGCCUUUCCCACCAUCCCAGGGACCCUUCUGCCCACAAGACUAGAGUGCAGCCCUUCUCAGGGCAAAGGGUCAGGGAUGGAGGUGGGCCUCCCCAACCUGUCUAGAUACCUCUGUGGAUUUAGGGUGUCAGCUGGAGAACUUGGUGGGGGACAAAAGAACCCCUUAAGCCACACCCUGAUGAAACACUUCUGGAGGUGUACAAGGGCAAGCAGAGAGAUGAUAAACGGCUGUCAACAUGGACAGCAAGCAGUAUGCAAACCCUUGUCCUAAGCCACAUUCUCAGUUCUAGGAUCACAAUUUUAUAAAUAAGGUGGAGGCACACAGUCUCAACAAUGAGUAUCAGACCUGGGAUCUGAACCCAAGCGUCUCACUCCAGAGCCCACCAGCCUCCUCUUUCAGGUUUCUUUUCUUCUGUUGGCUUUACCAACAUUUAAUGGGCACCAACCAAGGGCAACCAAUCUAGACAGCAUAUUAAAAAGCAGAGUCAUUACUUUGCCAACAAAGGUCCAUCUAGUCAAGGCUGUGGUUUUUGCAGUAGUCAUGUAUGGAUGUGAGAGUUGGACUAUACAGAAAGCUGAGUGCUGAAGAAUUGAUGCUUUUGAACUGGGGUGCUGGAGAAGACUUUUGAGAGUCCCUUGGACUGCAAGGAGAUCCAAGCAGUCCAUCCUAAAGGAAAUCAGUCCUGAAUAUUCACUGGAAGGACUGAUGCUGAGGCUGAAACUCCAAUACUUUGGCCACCUGAUGUGAAGAACUGACAGACCCUGAUGCUGGGAAAGACUGAAGGUGGGAGAAGAAGGGGACAACAGGAUGAGAUGGUUAGAUGGCAUCACCGACUCAAUGGACACGAGCUUUGAGUAAACUCCAGGAGUUGGUGAUAGGGAGGCCUGGCGUGCUGCAGUCCAUGGGGUCACAAAGAGUUGGACACAACUGAGCAACUGAACUGAACCAAGGGCAAGGCAUCAGGUAGCUUCUGCCUUCAGGGUCAUGCUGUUGAGUGGGUGUCAUAAACCUUACCCUGGGUUGAGAACUCUCCAAUAAAGGGAAAUGCAGCCA
Capra hircus (goat) is the source of this 3976-nucleotide messenger RNA. It is a transcript of the gene TTC4, whose product is annotated as tetratricopeptide repeat domain 4. Gene Ontology annotation, molecular function: Hsp90 protein binding. The record is from RefSeq and is a predicted model, not a curated record. NCBI's taxonomy places the organism in Eukaryota, Metazoa, Chordata, Mammalia, Artiodactyla, Bovidae. The coding region runs from base 82 to 1248 and encodes 388 amino acids. The transcript has 10 exons.